Xiphophorus couchianus (Monterrey platyfish) is the source of this 1552-nucleotide messenger RNA. Its product is annotated as synaptonemal complex central element protein 1-like. Gene Ontology annotation, cellular component: synaptonemal complex. The record is from RefSeq and is a predicted model, not a curated record. The transcript is spliced from 9 exons. Lineage: Eukaryota; Metazoa; Chordata; Actinopteri; Cyprinodontiformes; Poeciliidae. Gene Ontology annotation, biological process: synaptonemal complex assembly. The coding region runs from base 434 to 1126 and encodes 230 amino acids.
UGCAUGCAUAGCCAUCACAGCACAUGUGGGAGUAACAGAAUUGUAAAAAAGCAUAUUUUUAAACACCACAUCAGGAAAACAUGACCGCAGUUUACUAGUCCACUGAAAUAAAUUUGAGUAUUAUUUAAAGUUUUUCAGUCAUUUAACUAAAAAUGUAUGUGUAGUUGUUAAUUUUAAUAGUUGUAUUUUAAGAGUAAUAAAAACACAAAAUUCAUAUUCCAAGAAAAUGUCAAUGUUGGAGCAAUAAAAAAUCCAAAAAUAUAUUUUAAAAAGUAUCCAUAUCUCUGUAAUGUAUGGUAAUAACGAGACAGGCUAACUGAAUUUCCUUUUUUAUUGCGAUGAACAACAACAAUCAUUUGAAGUAUAUUAUUUUGUGUGAGAUGAAUAUGUACAAUGUAUAAAUUCGCUUUUAUGAAUUAAUUGACUGGAAUAAAUGGCGUUUUUAAAUAUAUUCAGACGUCUUGAUAUGAACACACUUAGACCGCUAACUGGGAGACCGAGUGAGGACGUCAGUCAGCCAUCUAGAGACAGGCCUAGCUGGAUAAACAUGAGUGAACAAGGCGGUGGAGAUUUGCCGAAGCCCAAAAUUGAACAGCUCAUGGCCAAGCUAAGGAUGCUUCAACAAGAGAAGAGACAACUUGAAGAGGAAGUCAAAGGUGCCCAGUCUGUGCAUGACGAUUUGCAAAAGGAGCUUGCAGAUUUCCAAACCGAAGCUAAUGAACUGGAAGGAAUCCAUAAAGAUAAGAAAGAUGCAUCCAGCAAGCUGCAGUUGCAAUGUGAAGACUCUGAGCAGGACUUGAACAGGCAGUUGAAGCAGAACAAGACGAGCGAGGAAUUGCUGGAACACUACAGAUGUGAAAUCGAGGAAGUGAAGCUAAAACACAGGAAAUUGCGAAUAAGAUUUGAAAACCAACUUAUGCAACUGAUAGAGCAGCACAAGCAACUCGACUAUGUCUUUAAUUCAAAGAGACUCCCAGAUGAGUUGAAGAAAGGUGAAGACAUAAAACAUCAGCUGUCAUCAGCUGAACAAGUGAAGUUGGCUCAGCUGCACAAACUGGACGAAGAGUUAGAGGAGGCGAAGAAACAGAAGCAGUUUGAGACUGAAGAUGCACAGAUUCAUGAGUAAACUGAAUGACUUAUCUCUAGUUUUGGGGAUUUAGAGUGACCCGUUCUUUGUGUUGUUUUGAGCCUGGUGUCUUGUUCAGGGAUGAGGCUCAAUGGACAUUUCCAAUGUUACAUUUCCGUUAUGUAAUUGUUAAGAUUUCCUGAGUGAGAUAGUCUUAAACACUCAACUUAUAUGUUUUUCACUGUCUAAGAUACUUGCUUUUUAAGUACUUAAUGGACUCAUUCUGAGAUUUAACCAUAUUUAUUGUCUAAAUUGUUCAUAAUCUUCGUGUGGUUUUAGCUUUAAAUCUGAAAAAUGUUGAACUUUUUGAUCUGUAUGAAGAUAUUCUAUGCUGAUGUUAUAUCCACACAAGUGUUCCAUAUAAAAAUGUAACAGCUGCAACUUUGUGACUUUUCUGCAUCAACAAUAAAAAGAAACUCAAAAGCC